UGAUUGAAAUCAAUAAAAACAGUCGGCAAGGGGCCCAGUGGGGGAAGAGAGAAAUCUCCACUACAGCAUUCAGUUUGCUUUCCACUUUCUCCCUCCCCCCUGAAGUUAAACUCUGAAGCUCACCAUGACAAGCGGCUUCGCUUUCAGCGCUCGGCAGACUCUAGUGGGGAUUUAAAGGAAGCGAGCGCUCCAGUUCCCCUCGCUGCCUUCGCUCUCGCCGCUCCACCGCGAAAAUGAAAGGCUGGCUUUGAAUUCGGGUCCUGCCUGGAGAAAGUUCCUGGGGCAAGUGCACCGCUCUGCAUCGCAGGAGAAGGAUGAGUUCUGCAGUUGGAGGAUGUUAGAAGGUGAGAGGGGAAGGAGGAGGAAUUUGAGUCAGCGAGAGCCCGCGGCCAGGCGAGGAUGUCAACCACGGCAGAGGGGACCUCUGGAUCUGCGGGACUGACCGCGAGCAAACGGCCCCAGUCGCUGUCAUCCGCGUCCUAAGGCAGCCGAAACGCUUGCCUACACAUGACCAACGCUCAGACCCAGUGGCUCAAUCUUCGACUGACGUUCUUCUGUGCUGCACAUCACGAAAGCUGGUAACCAACAGAGAAGAUACAAAAGCUAAAAUCACUAUGUGGAGCUGUGAAACCUUAAACAGUACCAAGAACAGUGAGGACCAGCAUCUCUGCCAUGACUUCCACCUUGUGCUUUCCAUCUUUUCCCUACUCUACCUCCUUAUAUGUUUCCCCAUCAGCCUUUGCUACAAUGGCUUGCUGGUCCUGGUUAAUCUGUAUAACAAAGCAACUAUGACAAUGCCAGAUGUUUACUUUGUCAACAUAGCCAUUGCCGGUCUCAUCAUCAACGCUCUGGCACCAAUGUACCUUCUAGGUCUUGCCAAUACAAAAUGGGCCAUCUGGAAUUCUAACAACGAAGUUUAUAUUACCUUGCUUAUUUUAUUCAACGUCUCAUCUUUAGUUACCAUGUACUCUACAACGUUACUCAGUCUGGACUACUACAUCGAACGCGCCCUACCUAGAACUUACAUGUCAAGUGUGUACAACACCAAGCACGUCUGUGGAUUCAUAUGGGGUGGAGCCAUGCUGACAAGUUUCUCAUCUCUUCUAUUCUACGUCUGCAAUCAUGUAUCCACUAAAAUAAUCGAAUGUUCCAAGAUGCAGAACAAAGAGGCAGCAGAUGCCAUUAUGGUUUUUAUCGGGUAUGUUGUACCAGCUGUCGCAGUACUGUAUGCACUUAUAUUGAUCUUGCGAAUACGCAAAGAGGCUACACCACUGGAUCAAGACACUGGACGAUUAGAUCCAUCAGUGCACAGGCUUUUGAUUGCCACAGUCUGUACACAGUUCACAUUAUGGACACCCUAUUAUGUUACCCUUUUGGUAAGCACAUUUACUUAUGCACAAGGAAGACUUGCAGAUGAAAAUUACAGUCGAAUAUUACAUUUUACCAAGAUUUUAUCCAAAUUCUUGGCUUUCUCAAGCAGCUUUGUAAUGCCUCUGCUGUACAGAUACAUUAACAAAAACUUUCCUAACAAACUACGACGUUUGCUUAAAAAGAUACACUGUGGGAAUCAAGGGUGUUCUCACGAACGCACAGUGGUACAGCAAGUUAUGACAUAGGUAUAAAAAAACACCGGUGCUGUUACUGCAGGACGUAGUAUACCAGUAUACUAGUACUCAGACUGCUACUGCUGUGUGGGCACCCAAAGUCACUGAUGUGACAGUCCCAACCAGGAGACUUGGAGGAGCCUUCGAUUAAUGAAACAGUCUUAAUUUUCAAAUAGUUAAUUAUUUGCUGAGAUCUUGUAAGACUCUGGCCUAUGUGCUGUAAUACCUGUGACAUCUAAUAUUUUCAGUGCACUGAACUUGUUACAAAGCGUAAGCUCUGUCUUCAUCGUUCUAAUAUUCCUGUCUGAAGAAAUCGCUAAGCAGUUUAUUGAAGUACUGACUGAAUACACAGCACCUUGUAUCUUGUAGAGGAAAAGGUAUUACCUUAUUUUCUGUACAAAGAAGUAACAGUGCUAUUCUUGAUGAAGUAAAUAGUAUUUUUCAAUGAAGAUGAUAUAAUGAUCUUUACUAAAGAUCAUACUAUCCAAUUAUACAUGUCCAAAUAGUAAAUGUUAAUUAUAAAUUAAAUUAUUUAAUUUCUUUCUCCAUCACUGAAUUCCCUCUAAAAGAUGUCUAAUUUACUAUUUUCAGAAAUUAUAUUCUCACACAAACUAACCUAAGUUUUUAACAUGUGCAGUAAAUCAGUUUUUUUCUAGAUAUAACAAUUAACAAAACCUUGUUUAUUCUUCCAGUGCUUUGUUGGCAUCCUAAGACAUUUCACGAAUUAAGAAAUAUUUAUUAACUAAUUCAAGGGGAACUGAGAGAUGUUUAUCCCACAUAUUAAAAUGAAGGACACGGUGGUUUACAAAGUUAAAUCAAAAUUCAAGUAGUAAAGAAUGUCUGGCUAAGUGUUAUGGUCCACAUAUGUUCAUGUAACAAGAGUAAUUGUCUUAAAAAUAAAUAUGUUUAUGAU
This is a messenger RNA of Cygnus atratus (black swan), 2517 nucleotides long. It is a transcript of the gene GPR146, whose product is annotated as G protein-coupled receptor 146. Gene Ontology annotation, cellular component: membrane. The coding region runs from base 615 to 1616 and encodes 333 amino acids. Lineage: Eukaryota; Metazoa; Chordata; Aves; Anseriformes; Anatidae. Gene Ontology annotation, molecular function: G protein-coupled receptor activity. Gene Ontology annotation, biological process: G protein-coupled receptor signaling pathway. The transcript is spliced from 3 exons. The record is from RefSeq and is a predicted model, not a curated record.